This is a messenger RNA of Funneliformis geosporum, 3182 nucleotides long. NCBI's taxonomy places the organism in Eukaryota, Fungi, Glomeromycota, Glomeromycetes, Glomerales, Glomeraceae. The record is from the annotation of a GenBank genome assembly.
AUGUCUCAAGCAGCACAGGUUUCGGUUGCUUUCGUUUCUUCUAAUAAUUGUUUCAUAAGUUUACCACUUGUUGUUACAAAUUUUAUUUAUGGUCAACAUCAGUUACCACAAAACGUUAUUUUAGAGUUAUCUUGGCAGGAAGCUAAAAACUUGCGAAGAGCAUAUGUUGGUUGGUCAGGAGACGCUUCUAAGCAACAUAGUACACAUGUUGAUACAAUCGAAAUUGAUCCACAAUUUGGAAGCUCCAUUGGCUUACAUGAUGGCCAAAAGGUAUCUAUGAAAAUUUGUGAAAAUUCACCCGAGGCCAGCUUAGUAUAUGCCGAACCUUGUAGCAUUGAGGAUUGGGAAAUAGUGGAUCGUCGAGCAAAUUAUCUUGAGAAUUAUUUCAUCCAACAAUUACGUGUUGUUUAUCCUAAUCAAAUUGUUACGUUAUGGAUUAAUUCAAACCUCACACGGCUCAAAAUUGUGGAAAUCGAUCCAAAGACUCAAUUUGCAAAGUUAUGUGCAAAUACUGAAGUUUCUGUCAAAUCCAUGGCGCGUCCAACAGAAAAUUUUCAAUCAAAAUCAACUGAAAAUGGCAUAUCAAAUAAUAGUAUUUUCAACUCUCCAAUAUAUUGCUUGAGAUUGUUACCUAAAGAAUAUCUUAGUACAGAACUGCUUCCAUCAUGCCCAAAUGAAUUUUGCUCAGUGUAUGUUCAUUCUAAAGAUUUUGUCAAUAUAAGACUUUCAAAUAACAAAGUUGUGCGUCUUUCUAAAGUGCAACCUCAACAACCGCUUCAUAACAAAGAGAAUGAAGAUAAAACUGAAAUGGAUAAUAAAAGCAGUUCACAAAAUACUAUUUACGUCAAAGUUGUGGAAAAUUCGAAUGUUAUUCCGGGGCACGUAGUUUUAUGUGGGCCAAUAAGAGAUUGCUUGGAUGCUGAAAAUUUUGCCAUAAUCAAAUUAGCACCCUCGCAGAUAAAUCCCGUUACAUUAUCUAAUAUUAUAUUGAGAAACACUAGUCCAUUUCAAAUUAAUCCAUCAAAACCUCAUCAUACUAGCAGUCCAGCUACAGAUAAAUCAGUUUCCUCGACUAUUUUAAUUAAUUCCUUUAAAGCGUUUGUUGAGAACCUCCCGGAUAAUUCUGAAGUUGUGUUAACCAAUGGAAUGAAAUUAUCUCUGUCUUCAGCUAAUGGUAACUUAAAUAUUGCAAUAUUCUUGGGUGUUAAAACCGGUAAUCAAAAUGAUGGUCGUCAUGGGAAAUUUGAUUUUCCCGAAAUGUUUACGAUUUUGACAAAAAGUAAAUUACAAAAUAUGAAGACGGAGGUUGGAGAUAAUAUCCCGAUGCCAGACCAAAAGCUUUUGAAACAGCCUAUUCAGGAUUGUCUUCCGAAACUUGCUGGAGUUUCAAAUCUCACAAAAAAAUUGGAAGGUUAUUUGCGAUCUUGUCUUGGAAAAGUUUCACUACGAAGUGCAUUACGCGUUCCAGCAUUGGGUGGAUUACUUUUAUGUGGUGGACAUGGGUCCGGUAAAACUAGUAUUGCUAAAACAGUUGUAUAUAGCUUGGAACGGGAUUUGCAGACUUUAGCUUAUUGUUUAGUUGUAAGGUGUACUGAAUUAACGGAAGAGCGCGUAUCAUCUGUAAAAGAUAAGUUACAGCAAUGGUUUGAUGAUGCUGCAUGGCAUGCCCCUAGUAUAAUUCUUUUUGACGAUCUUGACAGGUUAAUUCCUGCGGAAGUUGAACAUACAGAUUCGUUCAGAUUCCGUCAAUUGGCCGAAUGUUUCUUUCAGAUUGCUGCGAAAAUGUGCAAAAGACAUCGAAUAACAAUUUUUGCGACUGCACAGCAACAAGCUUCAAUUUAUACGUAUCUUACUACAAGUCAUUUGUUUUGCGAGAUUGCUCAACUGAACCCGCCGACAAAAACAGAGAGGCAUGAGAUUAUUGAAGCAAUAAUGUCUUCGGGUCCUACGCUUGCUCAAAAUAGUGUUUCUAAUAUCGACUUACUAUCAGUGGCAAGUGAAUGUGAGGGAUAUUUAGCUGCUGAUCUUAAAGCCCUUGUAGAACGUACGAUACAUGAAGGGGUAUCUAGGCAAUUGCAUAGUGGGAAUGAUGAAUCUCAAUUUUUGCUCACUCAAGAAGAUUUUCGCAAGGCCCAAGAGGAAUUUGUCCCUAUUUCUUUACGGGGCGUGAAAUUGCAUACUUCAAAAGUCAGUUGGACUGAUAUCGGAGGUUUGGUCGAAACGAGAAAGGUUUUGUUGGAAACCUUGGAAUGGCCCACUAAAUAUGCAUCCAUUUUUGCAAAUUGUCCUUUAAGAUUGAGAUCUGGAUUGCUUUUAUAUGGUUAUCCUGGCUGCGGAAAAACUUUACUAGCAUCAGCUGUUGCAAAAGAAUGCGGUCUUAACUUUAUUAGUGUUAAAGGUCCAGAAUUAUUAAACAAAUAUAUCGGUGCUAGUGAAAAAUCUGUACGCGAUCUAUUUGAACGUGCACAAGCAGCAAAGCCAUGUGUUUUAUUCUUUGAUGAGUUCGAUGCUAUUGCUCCCAAAAGAGGUCAUGAUAGCACUGGAGUGACAGAUCGAGUAGUUAAUCAAAUGCUGACCCAAAUGGAUGGUGCUGAAGGACUAGAUGGAGUUUAUGUUCUCGCGGCAACAAGUCGACCAGAUCUUAUAGACCCUGCAUUACUAAGACCAGGUCGUCUUGAUAAGUCCUUACUAUGUGAUAUGCCAAUACUCCAAGAAAGAAUUGAGAUAUUGAAAGCUUUAUCGAGGAAAAUGGAAUUAAAGGAUGAUGUUGACUUUAGUUAUUAUGCAAAAAAAUGCGAAGGAUUUUCUGGCGCCGAUUUACAAGCAUUAUUAUAUAAUGCACAUCUUGAAGCCAUUCAUGAAGCUAUUGAUUCUGACAAGUCAUUAGAAAAUUCUAAAUCGAAUGCUGACGGAAAUGACAUGCAAUUUAUAUCCUUUAAUUCAAAGUCGGCGCAGAGUACAAGUAAAACAUUAACGGCCGCAGAGAAGGGACAAAUAUCACAAAGAUUAGCAUUAAUUAAAAAAGGAUUUACACUCAAGAAAACUUCUAAAGCGGAGAACGAGAGUGGAGAUGAAAUAAAGAAGAAACGAAGUGCAAUUAUAACGAACGAACAUAUCCAAACAUCUUUAAAGAUAACACGACCUUCAAUAACACCUGAAGAACGUGCAAGAUUAGCUGCCAU